AUGUCGGCUCCAACGAUGCAGUCCACCUCUGUGCUCACCGAGCAUUUGCAGUACCCUGCCGUGUCGCUGGUCGACGAUAUCAUCAACGCUGUGAACGAAUUGAUGUACAAGUGUACUGCUGCAAUGGAAAGGUAUUUGCUGGACAGAUGCGUGAUCGGGGGAGUUGACCACACUGACGAGAUCAAGGUUGGCGUCGCAAAGCUGGAAACGUUGCUGGAAAACUCUGUAGACAAGAAUUUCGACAAGCUGGAGCUGUAUGUUCUGAGGAACGUACUAAGCAUACCGCAAGACCUGCUGGAUGCCAACGUGUUCCGUCUAGCUUACCAGAGGGACCUCAGGAUCGUAGAUGAGACAGAGCAAGAGCACAGCGUUAGGGAUAUCCACGAUAAGGUACAUCAAAUCGAGCUCGCCAUGGGCCUGCACCGCCAGUUGACCGCUCAAGUCAAGUCUGCCAAACUCCUCCAAUCCAAAGUUCGGAAUUUCAAGAAACUGCUGGUCCAGCUGCUUGAAUGCCGUGAACCGGAGAUGCAAGAGGUGUUCCGCUCUCUGAAACCGCUAGACGACUCCAUUCGUCUGAUCACCUCGCAGUUGAAACAGCUGUACGUGGAAAGCGAAGAGUACGGGUCUGCAGACCAGAUCGAGUCGCUGUCUCGACGGGCUCAGGCCAGCCGCGCCUCGCUCAAAUCGCGGGCUACUUACAUCGACAGCAAGACCAAGAUCAUCCUGGAUGCGGUGAACAAGCCCGAAAACACGAGCAGGACGCCCAGGGAAGCCCCAAUGGCUCCUUCUAGCUGCGUUAUCGAAGACCCAGAUCUUGAAUUGCUGGACGCUGCGCUCACGUGA
Molecule: messenger RNA, 843 nt
Organism: Torulaspora globosa
Lineage: Eukaryota; Fungi; Ascomycota; Saccharomycetes; Saccharomycetales; Saccharomycetaceae
Gene: MTW1
Product: MIND complex subunit MTW1
Exons: 1
Coding region: 1-843 (280 amino acids)
Biological process (GO): mitotic sister chromatid segregation; protein localization to kinetochore; mitotic cell cycle
Cellular component (GO): chromosome, centromeric region; nucleus
Source: RefSeq, a predicted model, not a curated record